UUGUCAAAAAAAAAACAAAUUUGUCAAAAAAAAAAACAAAUUUGUCAAAAAAAAACAAAUUUGUCAAAAAAAAACAAAUUUGUCAAAAAAAACAAAUUUGUCAAAAAAUUGGAAAAAAAUUAAAAUUAUCAAAAUUAAAAGCAAAGGAGAAAAAAAUGCAGCUAAAAAGUUACAACAACUUAAAAAUCCAAGAUCUUCCAUCAGAAGUCAUCAUCAAUUGCCUCUCCUUCCUAAAAGUUGAAGAUUUACAAAACUGCAGACUUGUGUCACAUCAAUUCAACAACUUCAUCGUCAACUCACCUCAAAUAAUGCAGAAUUUCAAGUUUAACCUUCAAUUUGGCAUUAUAUCAACUAUGGCAUGGAUCGUAAAUGGACUGUCUGGGAAAGACAAUGUGAUUAAAUAUUAUGAAGAUUUGCAUGAUUUGUGGCGAUUCGUGAGAGAUAAUGGAAAGUCGAUUCGCUGUGUUGAGGUUAUUUUGACCAAAAAUGACAAAUUUAAAUGGUUUUUCUUGAAGCAUUUGCCAAAUUUAGAAUGUUUGAUCUUUAAUGGAGUGCCAAUGGAGGUUCCAGGAGCAAUCACAAGCUUCUUCACAACCUCAAAUGAUUUAUCAAAAUUAACAACCUUAAAGAUCAACUUGUCGCUGCUGAAUAGCUUCAUGUCAAGCACCAAAAAUGUCAAUAAACUUGAAAAGUUGACAGUCUACAUAACUUCAACUGACGAUCAAGAACUUUUGACUAAUUUCAUCAAGCAACAGAAGAACUUGAAGGUUUUGUCAAUCAAAUGUGAUCGAAACUUGACAUCAAUCAACUUCCCAUCAUCAGACAUAACCUCAAAAGUCAAGUUUCAACUGAAACAAUUCAAACUUUAUCAACAAGACAUCCGCAACCAAAGUGAGCACUUCCUAAAGUUUAUCGAGUCUCAAGCUGGACAUUUAGAAAGUUUAAGCUUCGAUUUUAAUCCUGACGAGCAGCUCUACAAAGUAAUAAUGACAAAAUGCAGGAAUUUAAAGAAUCUUGAGUUUCAAUCUGACGAUGAGGAACUCUUCAUCAACUUAAAUCCAAAUUGGACACUGCCGUCCUUAAGAGCCAUAGCUUGUGCAGCUGUAAAUAGUCGUAGAUUGGACUCAAUAACUGCAAGAUUCCCAAAUGUUAACAAAUUAAUUUGCAGAACUAUUGAAAAUAUUGACAAAGGAACUUACGACAAAAUUACAGACAUAAAGGCUGUCUAUAUGGAUGGAACUCAAAUUGACGUCCUUGCAUAUCCAAAUUUGAAAAGUCUCUGCCUUGAAACUUUCACUGGAUCUGUAGAAAAUUGGAUGAAACUUACUGAAAAUCUUGAAAAUUUGUCAAUUUUAAUAGUGAAAUUUCGUAACGAAACUGACUUCGACCUGAAGCAUUUGGAUCAUAUGAGGAAGUUAAAAAGUGUAAACUUUAAGGGUCAACAACUUGACUGUGCUAAUUUAAGAAAAAGUUAUUGUUAUGGGGAACCGAUUAUUAAAAUUAGGAAACUUUUGUAAAAUAAAAAUGACUUUUUUUUUGC
Messenger RNA from Chironomus riparius, 1540 nucleotides. NCBI's taxonomy places the organism in Eukaryota, Metazoa, Arthropoda, Insecta, Diptera, Chironomidae. The record is from the annotation of a GenBank genome assembly.